UGUUCGAGGGAGUGGUUUGGUAGGUCUGACUCUGUAAUCUGAAAGAGGCUACUUUCGCUCUUAGGUUUUCUUUUCUGAGACGACGAGAUGAAGCCACACGGCGUCAAAGGAGAUAAGCCUCUCUGUAGGCAUCACCACCAAAGCUUUUGGCCUUCAAAUCUGUAAGUGCUUUGACACUUACAAGUGUAAAUCCAAGUGGCCGUUGAUUUCUACAAGAAUGUGAUGAAUGAGGCUGCGGUGGAUUUUUUUCCCCCUCUCUGUCAAGAUAAAUGCAAUUUUCAUUCAAUUUCAUCAAAAAACUAAAAAUACAAAUAUUUUUUUCCACUGUUUUUCCGGACUUGAUAAAUAGAUGUUUAAAAUUGCCUACUCCCAGCUUUUAAAAUGACCCAAACUAUAACCUACAGCAUAUAUACAGGCUCAUGCAGUGAAAUGGCGGAUGGAUUUACUAUCAUCGUUAACAAUGUGACCGCAGAUCUUAACAACGAGGAGUGUAGGAUCCUCCGAUACCUUUGUACAGAUUUGUUCACCAAUAGCUGUGUGGAAGAUUUGAGAGGAGCUUUGCUGGCCUUUGCCAAACAGAGACAGAACCAAACGGGCCAAUCUCAGGCUGGUGAUGCCCUGCUGAUGGAGCUCAUGUUCCGAAUGAAGCGCUUUGAUGUCCUAAAGAAAGUUUUCGGCACCAACAGACAACAGGUAGAAAGAAUUCUGCAGGAGGGAAGGGCCCUCUCAGAUUACAGGGUUCUAAUGGCAGAUAUGAAUGAAAACCUGGACAAAGAGGAGUUACAAUCUCUUAUCUUUCUCCUGAACAGUAUCCUACCCAAAGAAAGAAUGGCUCGAGCUACCAGCUUUCUAGAUGUGGUGGUGGAGUUGGAGAAGUUAGAUGAAGUUUCUUGUGAUAAGCUAGAACUGCUUGAACAUUGUUUGAAGAACCUUAAAAGAAUGGACCUUGUCAAAAGGAUUCAGGCCUACCAGAAAAGAGGUCAGAAUGUACAAUGUGCAGUCCCAAAAGUUCAGAAUUCCUUUAAGUUCACACCUGGGAAGUGUCAGUCUUCUGUCAAACAAGUGAGACGAUCACAAUGCUGUUCUCAAGAGUUUAAAAAUUUGAAGCUUUCGGUGCCAGAAACUGGUACACAACAACAACAGGCUUUUGUGAAGGAGUAUCAAAUAAAUCCUGAGCAGAGAGGCCUUUGUGUGAUAAUUGACUGUGUUGGCUUUGAUGGAGAGAUGUUGAAUCAGACAUUUGAGCGUCUGGGUUUCAGCGUCAUUUUCCAUUCUCUCCUGGGUCUGAAAGAAACCUGGAAGGUCUUGGAAGACCUGACUCGUAACCGGAGCAUUCAGAAGGUCAACCGCUUCGUCUGCUGCCUCAUUAGCAGGGGAACGGACACUCAUCUGUUGGCUACAGACUCGAACGGCCUGGGCAUCAGGCUGGAGGAUCUCAGGCAGCUUUUCAGCCCAAACCAGUGUCCUUCACUUGGUGGGAAACCCAAACUGUUCUUCACCCAGAUCUACUGGACAACAGAAGCCCCUCCAACACCCUCAAUGGAUGAUGAAUACCUUGAGACGGAUGGACCGAAAUGCCAUUCGGCUAGGCAGUGUGCGGACAAGAGGACUGUCCCGGUGUCAGCUGACGUCCUUUGGAGCGUGUGCACAGCAGAGGCGAAACUGCUGGAAGAUUCUGCCCACCAGUCGAUUUACCUGCAUGCAUUACACACUGCCUUAUUAAGGGGGCAUGAGAGAAAGAGCCCUUUAUUGGACAUCAUGACGGAGGUGAAUAGAAACGUGUUUAGUCACAAUCAGCAGAAUCCUGAUAAGAAGUAUCAUCUCCAACUCUCUCAUACACUACGGGAUACUCUUCACUUGUAACACGUAAUGUGUGCUACACAACACAUUCGGUCCCUUUCUCGCACAGACACUCUACUUGUUUUAGAAUAGAAUUGUUAGUGCACAAAAUAGAUGUACACCUAGCUGCAUACUGCCGUAAUCGAUGUUCUCAUUGUAUGUUUUUAUUAAUUUAUUAAUAUUUUUAUUUAUUUGUGAAACUUCAUCACGGUUGCAGCUAUUACUGUGUUCUGUUUCAGUCACAGUGCUAAUGUCUCAUUUAAACUAAGUGAAAUACCUUCAGUCAUUAGUCAAGCUAAAUGAAGUUUAUCUAUAGCACUUCUCAAAAUGCUUUGUCAGAGCAGCUGAAAAUCAUAUACUAUAAAGAAGAAAAGCACAUGUGGCAAGUAAAAAUGAGAUCUUUUAGUUACUAAACUUGGCAUGACAAUUAAUGUACAUGUGAUUAAAUAUAGUCAUAUCAUAUGUUGUAGUAAUAAUCAUGUGAUCAUUGAAUAUAUCUUUAAUAUGUAUGACUUAAGACAGAAUAGGCUGUCUCCUUAUUAGUCACGCUAAUUUUCAUUAAUUACAAAAUUAGGAGUUCUGCAUGGAUAAACUGAACUACUGGUAUUCCUAGAGAAACGUAGUUUAGCGUAGUAAUUCUUAGUGUAUCCUCUGUAUAUUUAUAAUAUCCAAUUAAACACCGAAUAUGAAGUUAUUUAAACAAAUAUCUAUUUCUCAUUUAAUCACUUGUCAUAUUUAUGUAGCCUAAUUUAUAACCCCCUUUCUUAUCACCUCAGAGAUAUAAGUAGCCUACUAACUGGUCUUGUGGAAUUUCAGUAAAGGAACUAGAUGAUUUGUAUUUGUAAACAAUGAAUGAACGGAAUGUGAAAAAAGUGAUUAAAAUAUAAUUUGUUACGCUUGGCUGGAAAAAAAAUAGUAUUAUGAUUAAUGUCAUUAGCUCAAUUUAAGAAUACACUGACUUUGUGUUUUACUUGCGAUUCUACAAAUAAAAGACCAGAUUUGAUUACGUAGAA
Molecule: messenger RNA, 2852 nt
Organism: Pimephales promelas (fathead minnow)
Lineage: Eukaryota; Metazoa; Chordata; Actinopteri; Cypriniformes; Leuciscidae
Gene: cflara
Product: CASP8 and FADD like apoptosis regulator a
Biological process (GO): regulation of apoptotic process; proteolysis
Molecular function (GO): protein binding; cysteine-type endopeptidase activity
Source: RefSeq, a predicted model, not a curated record